CGUCAAUUGCUGAUCAGCUUGAUGCUGGAAAUCUUAUUCCUAUGUGCUCUCUUGGCUGCAACCGAUACAUCAUCUCUGGCAACUUUCCACGCCACUCGAAAACUAGGUUCGAUUCAAUGAUCAUUUGUGACUUGCAUGAGAAAAUGAACAGUUAUCGCUUCUCUUUCUUACACAACAAAACAGUUAUUGCUACUGUGAUGACUCUCACAAGAGUCACAACAAGUGUCACAUGGGUGGAGGACCAUAAGCUGCUUGAUGAUGGACUUCAGUUCUUGAAGCAAGCUAAUUCUUGGAAAUACAAGCUUAAGAAAUUCAUAGAAAAGGUAGUUGAGGAUGCUGAUCAGUCACAGGCGAAUGAGGCCAGUUUGAUUCUCAUAUUUGAGGUAGAACUGCGUAAUUGUGUUUCUCUCUUGGAGUGUUCACCACUUGUUCGACAUAAUGAAACGAACAACUCAAGAGUCUACACAAUUAUUCUAGACGGAGUCUAUCGAGCAAACAAGUUGUUAAACGCUUUGUCUCCGCCUAUUAUCACUGUCGAAUCCAUUUCUCUGCUGAAUCUGCUAGCCUCAGGCUUGAUAUGUUUUGGUCAUGUUGCAGUAAUGGACGAGGGACGUCAAAAGGACUUGCAGUUACUGGAGGAAAUCAUCGAUAAAGGUUUAAAACAUAAGCUUGUACACACGAUUGCAUCACGGUAUUCGAAUUUACCUCCUUUUCAGAUCCAUAUUUUUCAAAUUAGUGUAACAAUCAAUAUGGACGGAAUUGGGUGGAAGUAUAAAGUUCGUAAU
Molecule: messenger RNA, 785 nt
Organism: Thlaspi arvense
Lineage: Eukaryota; Viridiplantae; Streptophyta; Magnoliopsida; Brassicales; Brassicaceae
Source: the annotation of a GenBank genome assembly